Coccomyxa subellipsoidea C-169 is the source of this 1778-nucleotide messenger RNA. Its product is annotated as ubiquitin carboxyl-terminal hydrolase 6. The record is from RefSeq and is a predicted model, not a curated record. Lineage: Eukaryota; Viridiplantae; Chlorophyta; Trebouxiophyceae; Coccomyxaceae. The coding region runs from base 1 to 1491 and encodes 496 amino acids. Gene Ontology annotation, molecular function: proteasome binding; protein binding; cysteine-type deubiquitinase activity. Gene Ontology annotation, biological process: proteasome-mediated ubiquitin-dependent protein catabolic process; regulation of proteasomal protein catabolic process; protein deubiquitination. The transcript is spliced from 10 exons.
AUGGUGCAAGUCAGCGUUAAGUGGGGCAAGGAAGCUCACAAUGUGGAAGUGGACACGAAUCUGCCUGGCCUCGUAUUUAAGAAUCAAAUAUACAGCCUGACAGGCGUUCCACCUGAGAGGCAGAAGAUUAUGGUGAAAGGAGGGAUGCUGAAGGACGAUGCAGACCUGUCCCAGCUCAACCUCAAAACAAACCAGAAGCUCAUGAUGAUGGGAACCGCGGAAAAGCUUCCAGAAGCUCCCACCAAUGCCCCAGUCUUCAUGGAGGACCUGCCAGAGGACGAGCAGGACGUCACUGGCUUUGCCAAAUACGGCGCAGGGCUGAAGAAUCUGGGCAACACGUGUUACAUGAACAGCACGGUGCAAUGCUUGUACCGCGUGCCCGAGCUCAGGGAGAGCCUGGCAGCCUACCCCACACAGGGCGUCCCCGACGCCUCCCACAAACUCACUCUGGCCACCAAGCAGCUAUUUUGGGACCUGGAGCGCAGCUCGCAGCCGGUGACGCCGAUGAUGUUUCUGAUGCACCUGCGCGAGAAGUACCCGCAGUUUGCGCAGCAGACCAACACAGGCAUCUACAUGCAGCAGGACGCGGAGGAGUGCUGGACCCAGAUCCUCUACUCACUCCGCGAGCGCCUCAAGGACCCGGCGGAUGCUGAUGCGGAUCCGGCGGUGCAGCAGCUGUUUGGCGUGGGGCUGCAGUCGCGGCUGGUGUGCGAGGAGAGCGGCGAGGCCAUCGAGGAGGGCAGCACCGUCUACGAGCUCAAGUGCAACAUAACACUGGAGGUGAACCACUUGACGGAGGGCAUCCACCUGGGCCUGCAGGACGACCGCGAAAAGAACAGCGACGCGCUCGGCCGCUUGGCGCUCUUCAAGGGCUCCAGCGUGAUCACAAAGCUGCCGCCGUACAUGACGGUGCAGAUGGUGCGCUUCUUCUACAAGGUCGACACCCGCCAGAAGGCCAAGAUCCUGCGCAAGGUGGUGUUCCCGAUGGUGCUGGACGCGUACGAGUUCUGCGCGGACAGCUACAAGAAGGAGCUGGACGGCCCACGUGCGGCCUGGCAGGAAGCCGAGGACGUGCGCGCCGGCCUGGAAAAGGCCGCCAAGACCGCAGCCAAAGCCGCCGACAAGGCCGCCGAGGCAAGCAAGGACGGCAAGGCGGAGGCGCCGGCAGCCGCCGCAGCCCCGGCAUCCAACGGCAGUGCCGCGGAUGUUGACAUGAAGGACGCCGAAGCUUCCAGCAGUGCUGCGCCGGAGGCCGGCCAGUACAGUGGGCAGCUCACAGGGCGGUACGAGCUGGUGGCGGUGCUGACGCACAAGGGGCGCAGCGCGGACAGCGGCCACUAUGUGAGCUGGGUGAAGCAGGACGACAAGUCAUGGAUCCAGUUCGACGACGAGGAGAUGAUCCCGCGCAAGGAGAACGAAGUUUUGGCGCUGUCCGGCGGCGGAGACUGGCAUAUGGCGUACCUCCUGCUCUACCGAGCCGUCCGCGCCUGAUUUGGCGCGACUUUGGCGUCCGACGGCGUUCCUGCUUGCUGGGCUGCGAAAUUUGGCUUUUUUGCCGUGUGUGGAGGGCAGUGGCAGCAUGUUGGCUGGCAAUGAUACCAGACAAUGCAGCAGCAGAUGAUUGGGAAAGGUAAAAAAAUUGACAGAAGAGUAUCUGGGCCGAGGAAUCCGGUUGGGAAAUGAGAGAUAAUUGGUGUCUUGAAAGAAGAAAUUCAGACAAAACUGUCCUGAUUUCGAUGAAAAGCAGAGGAAGGGCAAAAUGAAAAGCUGCAUGCACC